UGCGCAGGCGCAGUGCCGCGUAUCAGAGCCGAGAGGUGGGACAGGGGGCAAGCUGAGUCCCUAGAGCUCCGUUACCCAGGUUUCACACACAUAAUUCCAAGUACCAACACGGAUUUUAACAAAAUCUUGGUUCACACGGGCUCAGUACACUCCCCUGAACGUGAUUGGUGAAGUCAGCUGUUGAAGAGGUUUGUGUUCGUCAGUUCGUCUGCUAGCAGAACCUAACUUUUACAGAUAUAGGCUGCAGUGUUAUUAUGGCAGCAUAUAAAAUUGUUUAUUUUGAUACCUAAGCUUCUUGUCAGCUGUUAUCUUAACAAACUUCCUCUCCACUUAAAAAAAGCGAUUUAAAUAACUUGUAAGAAGCUGUCUCUGAUAGUCCAAAUUUGAAAAAUGGCUAGUCGCAUAGUUGCUGCAGCCACAGUAAGGGCUGUCAAAGGAAGGAAACUUUUACCUACAAGAGCUGCUUUAGUGUUGACUCCCAGUGCUGUGGCACGAGUGAAAUCAAUUCUAGAAACCAAGCCGGAAUUUAUCGGCUUAAAGGUUGGAGUUCGACAGAGAGGUUGUAAUGGUCUUAGUUAUACUCUUGACUAUGCGUCCCAGAAAGACAAACUAGAUGAGGAAGUAGUGCAAGAUGGUGUACGGAUAUUUAUAGACAGGAAAGCACAACUGACACUUCUUGGAACUGAGAUGGACUAUGUAGAAAAUAAGUUAGCAAGUGAAUUUGUAUUUAACAAUCCUAAUAUCAAAGGUACAUGUGGAUGUGGAGAGAGUUUUUCAAUAUGAAUAUAGGCAUAAUGUAAUUUAGUUAUCUCCCACUUAACUAAAAUAACUAGUAUCAAAUUAAUACAAAAUCGCAGUUUUAA
Messenger RNA from Frankliniella occidentalis (western flower thrips), 863 nucleotides. It is a transcript of the gene MagR, whose product is annotated as iron-sulfur cluster assembly 1 homolog, mitochondrial. Gene Ontology annotation, cellular component: cytoplasm; mitochondrion. Bases 391 to 783 code for a protein of 130 amino acids. Gene Ontology annotation, biological process: iron-sulfur cluster assembly. Gene Ontology annotation, molecular function: 2 iron, 2 sulfur cluster binding. The transcript is spliced from 5 exons. Lineage: Eukaryota; Metazoa; Arthropoda; Insecta; Thysanoptera; Thripidae. The record is from RefSeq and is a predicted model, not a curated record.